Alosa alosa (allis shad) is the source of this 1116-nucleotide messenger RNA. RefSeq lists its product as uncharacterized. The transcript is spliced from 7 exons. NCBI's taxonomy places the organism in Eukaryota, Metazoa, Chordata, Actinopteri, Clupeiformes, Clupeidae. The record is from RefSeq and is a predicted model, not a curated record. The coding region runs from base 412 to 1029 and encodes 205 amino acids.
UCAGUGUGGUCUAGGCUGCUAGACUACAAUGUGUAAGAAAUGUAAAAGCGUGCAGGCUGGCCCACUUCCUCCGACAGAGCGAUGCGUCAUAGACUGCACUUGUCCGAAGGAAUUGCAGUUUCCCUGAUGGCGUCUUCUACGCGGCCAAGAAGAACUUCCCACGUCAUUUUACCUGUAGGCCUAAGCUCUUCGAGUGAAGCUAACAUAGAUGGUCGAAAAUCAAGGGAUGAUGCCCAUAAUAAAAACACAUCAGGCUACUACAAAAAAUAAAUGUUGCAACUCGCUUUACAGCGUUGACUGAAACUUGGACGAUGGAUAAAGUUUCGUUGCAUCUCAGGUGUUAACUUUGGCAUUCACGCUUUUGUAGUUCCGGGUGUGUGAGUGUGGGGGAAAGGUGUGUUCCCUGGCUGGAUGUCGGCUACAUUAGGAAAUAUGGGCGACUCAAUGGAAUUACGACCCUUGGAAAACAAUAAUAUCUCCGCUGAAACAGUUGACAAGAUACAGGUAGCAUCAGGGAAUGGAGGCUUCCUUCCAAACACACCUGCUGCAGUAUCAGAGACAAGCUCUCUGCUUGAUAUAGAGGAGGACGAGGGCAACAAUGUGGAUGGAGCUAGUCCAGUGGAGGACAACUCUGUCCGUGUUGCAGUUCCGGAGGUUACAAAGGCUCAGUCUGCUGUGAAGCGAGUAAAGAAGGAGCUGAAUAAUCCGGUGUGCGGGCUCAAAUUGUGGCUAGUCCUCAUCAUACUCCUGCUUGUCAUUGUCCUUGUGAUAAUCCUCUCCAUCGGGCUCAACAUAGUGCUUUACAAGGAUCUAGAUGAGAAGUAUGAUGUCAGCUCUUUUGUGGUGCCGCGAAUCUUCAACGGAAAUUUGAGUGUCAACCAGACCUUCUCCAGGAACACCACUGCCCUGCAUGACCUUGCCACACAAUUGCAAGACAAGAUAAAUGCUUUUUACCACUCCUCCGAUGCCCUUGCGAUACUUCAGACACGCAAGGAUCAAAACAUUAAGGAAUGGCAGCGUGAUCGUUGACUUCUGCUUGGCCUUCCACAUGCCUCUGGACUCUGACCAGCUGCAGCGCUACACCCUGAGCCAGGAGAUGGUCUCCAGUGUGCUGCG